UUGUGAAUAUGGCCUAGGGGCCAUAUUAACACAAGAAUAUGAUGGGGGAAAAUAUGUAAUAGCUUACGCAAGUCGAACAUUAUCAACUGCCGAAAGAAAAUAUGGAGCGACAGAGCGUGAAGCAUUAGCCAUUGUAUGGGCAACAAAAUAUUUUCGUCCAUACCUCGAAGGUAAUAAAAUUUAUAUUAGAUCAGAUUGUAAAGCAUUAGAAUGGAUGCGUACGGCAAAAGAUGUAACAGGUCGAUUGGCCCGGUGGGCGAUGAAAUUAUCUGCUUAUCAAAUUGAAGAAAUCAAAUAUCGUCCGGGAAAAUUAAACGCUAACGCCGAUUCGUUAUCACGCAAUCCAUUACCAAAUGAUGAUAUUAAUCAACUCGAAGUGUCAACAAUCGAAACAGUUGUUAACUUAUGGCAAAAUACAAACAUUCUUGACGAUGUAAGAAAAGAACAAGAAGCUGACUCCAAAUUAAAACCAAUAAUAGAAUUAUUAAAAACAAAACCAUCAACAGAUUUUAAUGAUAAACGUAAUCCCCACAUUCUUAUAAAUGGAUUAUUGUACAAAAUUAAAAACGCCAAUAAACAUUACAAUCAACGUAUCGUGGGUGCAAAACAUCUGCUAAUUAUUCCAAGAGCAAUGCAAAAUAAAUUAUUGGAAUGGGCGCACAAUCAUCCAACAGCUGGACAUGGGGGCCAACAAAAAACAUUAUUUAGAUUAUCAACAAGAGUAUACUGGAAAUCAAUGAGAAAAGAUGUAUUUAAGUAUAUAGCUGCAUGUCAAGAAUGUCAACAAUUUAAAUACAAUAAUGCUCCAACAGCAAACCCAAUGCAAAUGCACUUAGUGAAUGAACCAUGGCACACGAUCGGCAUAGACAUUAUGGGUCCUUUACCGACAACGGCCAGACAAAAACGAUUUCUUCUCGUCGUGGUAGACUACUUCACCAGAUGGAUCGAACUAUUCCCACUGAAGUCAACUACAUCUACCGAUAUGGCCAAUAUUCUCAUGAACGAAGUAUUUUCAAGAUAUGGAUUGCCACAACACAUUGUAUCUGAUAAUGGCCCGCAAUUCGUCUCAAAUUUAUUUAAAAAUUUUUGUGAUACAUUAGGUAUUAAACAAAAUUUAACUGCAAAUUAUCACCCACAAAGCAACAUGACAGAACGUGUCAAUAGAACAUUAAAGCCGUUAAUUGCCAUAUAUGCUCAACAACAACACAAUUCAUGGGACGAUGAAAUUCAAACAUUAGCAUUUGCAAUACGUACCGCGGUGAACGAAACAACAGGUGAAACCCCAGCUUUUAUGAUGUUUGGUCGAGAUCUCAGAGGUCCACUUGAUCUAUUAGUUGGUGAAACAACAGAAGGACCUAGAUCAACAACAGUUGAUCACGGAUUAAUUCAAGAAUACAAGAGAAAGUUGAUCAACAAUUUACGAUGUGCAUAUAAUGUUAGUCAAGAACAUGCAGAAAUUGAAAAGAUAAAACAAAAAGAAAAAUAUGAUCAACAUACAACACAAAGAGAAUAUACUGAAGGUGAUCUCGUAUGGGUAGCCACUCCAACAGCACAAAUUGGAGACAAUUCAAUGGGUGGAAAAUUACAACCACAUUAUCAAGGUCCAUGCCGUCUAAUCCAGCAAUUAUCAUCAAAUACAUUCACGGUACGACGGCUAAAGGAUAACGUUGAACUUGGGGCAACGAAUACGGAUCGCCUCAAACCAUACAUUGUACUACAGAGAAACAAUCAAGAAACAACAACAAACGACAAAACAAUCAAUCCAAGAGAAACGACAACGUCAAUCAAUAAUGACGAGCCAUCAAUAGAUGAUCUAGAUCAAGGAAAGGAGAGACAAAAUCCACAAUCAACCUGUCAUCAACCAAUUCAACGCCGAGUGUCAAAUCGUCACCGCAGGGUGCCGACACGAUACAUGGCGAAUUAAACCAUAGCUGAUAUCAUCGAUUCGACACGUAAGCAGAUGGAAAAAAAAAAAAAAAAAAAAUAUAUAUAUAUAUAUAUAUACAUAUAUAUCUACGCGGUCAACCAUGAAAACCAAUCGCUUCUAGCGAAAGAAACGAAAUUAUCAUUAAACAACCAAUGAAUCGAAUCGAUGCACUUCGAAAAAAAAAAAAAGAAGAAAAAGAAGAAGAAGAAGAAGAAGGAGGAGGAGGAUUAUUUCUCCAUUAACAAGCGCCAGGUACAUUUCAUAACUUAGUUAAAAGAAGAUGCAACACAACACGACGAUGCAAAUCCUAAUGGCAAUAUGUAUUAUACAAGUUGUUACAGCAACGACAAUUAUUCUGCCCAAACGUGAUACAUUACACAAAUCAUCGGGCCUUAUAAUGAAAUAUUUAUCGGAAUAUAAACCAGCAAA
This is a messenger RNA of Rotaria sp. Silwood1, 2356 nucleotides long. The record is from the annotation of a GenBank genome assembly. NCBI's taxonomy places the organism in Eukaryota, Metazoa, Rotifera, Eurotatoria, Philodinida, Philodinidae.